Molecule: messenger RNA, 1869 nt
Organism: Gadus morhua (Atlantic cod)
Lineage: Eukaryota; Metazoa; Chordata; Actinopteri; Gadiformes; Gadidae
Exons: 6
Coding region: 855-1757 (300 amino acids)
Source: RefSeq, a predicted model, not a curated record
GGAUGUAAAAAAUCUGAAAGGGAAAGCAGUACAGUAGUUUAUAGGUCUCUGUCCGUAAGUAAAUCAUGCAUUUUAAUUCAUUACAGAUUGAGAAGUGUCCCAUGAUGCUGCGUGGGCAGACCUCAAUCUUGAGGGUAGCGCAGACAUGUUCCUGUGGCUUUCACCCUCGGCAGUCUGUGAGUAGUCCUGCAGCAUCCAGGCCAGCUACCUCAGCCUCCACUUCAGCUGCCUCAGCCUCCACCUCAGCGGCGCCUGUACAGAGCCCUGGGAGGCCUGCAUUGACGCUGUCAAUGUUUGAUAAAGCGCGGUUCGGCGGGACUUUGUCUGCGGCAGCCAGGCCUAAUGUCAACGUGACCAGGAAGCAUGUCGAGCUUCCCCCCAGCCCUGCAACUACCCCAGCUGGUUGAAGCACUCCCUCCGCUACCCCACCUCCAGCGACGCCCCCUUCCAGUCCGAGAUACAUUAGGCCCGUCUCCCCUUUCUCUCUGCCCCCAUCCAGCCCUGUAAUGUCCUCUGUGAGGGCCGGCUCGUCCCCUCUGGUUGCAUCAGAUAGGAGUCUUGCUCCCCCUGGUCCUGUCCCUGCUCCGCCUGGUCCCCUCCCUGCUCCCCCUGGUCCCGUCCCUGCUCCCCCUGGUCCUGUCCCUGCUCCGCCUGGUCCCCUCCCUGCUCCGCCUGGUCCCGUCCCUGCUCCCCCUGGUCCUGUCCCUGCUCCGCCUGGUCCCGUCCCUGCUCCGCCUGGUCCCGUCCCUGCUCCCCCUGGUCCCCUCCCUGCUCCCCCUGGUCCCGUCCCUACCCCUCCUUGUACUUCUUAAUUUCUGGGUCCGGCUCCACAACAGUUCUGGCUACCAGCAGAAAUGAAGAAGACCAUUCCCCAGCAAGACCAGCGCUGGAUUGCAUCCACGCUGUGGAGGAACCAGCGGCUGCGCCCAGACCUACAGCUCUGGUAUGAGCCACCGGUGCCAGGCCUGAUCUACAAUCAGGUCCCGUCACCAGAUCGGUUUUUCACUCACCGGCUCCUGGUGUGGAUGCCCUACCACCUUUGGAAGGUGAGGCUGUCCUGCCCAAAGUGUGGGAAGCAGCUCACCGGGGCCGGCAUGCACAAGAGGGCACGGCAGGUCCUGGACGUGGACAGGUACUACCUGAUGGUGACGGAGACCCUCAGGUGCAACGCCCUCGGUUGCGUCACCAAUUACCUGUCCACGAGCCAGACCGUCCUGGACCAGCUGAGCCUGCCUCUCCGUGGGGAGUUCCGCCUCAUCCUGACACGCAAGUAUGCGUGUGACAUCCACGUCAUCAGGAUGCUACGGGAGAGGACCCUCUGCAACAGCUCUACCCGCCUAGCCAAACAGCUGCGGGAGAACCACGGCGAGGAGUGGCUGCAGCGUGUGGCCCGCUACCUGGAGGUGUGUGCCGACUUUGUGGACCAGCCGAGUCUCUUCCCUGUGGUCUGUCAGGAGCCCCCCGAGCCUGUGGCUGUCCCGACCAACAGGUGGCUCCUGACCGUGUACGGGAAGGACUUGAUGAGCCGUAUGGACCACAUCAAGGCCAGCAUCACCUCUACCUUUGGCGCCAUUUUAAAAAUGGACUCAGCACUCCUGCCCUCCCCCAAGCUCAAUCCCACCCCAGUGCACCCCCCUUUGUGUUUGCUGUCCCCUCAGCAGUGCCUCCACAUGCCCCCCCCCCCGAAAAAAAAGACAUAUAACAGGACUGGGGAAGCAAACAAAUGCCGAAAGUGUGGGGAGCCCCGGACUGCAUAGACUGGACACAGCCAGUUCAGGGGGACCAUUUACUGCCCCUCAAUUGAGCAGGUGACAAAGGAGCAGUGGUUGGAGGGAAUGCGGAAGAGUAAAUAAACAUAUAUUUAUUUUU